AUGGCGUCAGUUAGAGACUUCCCCACCAUCAAGGCCAUUCGGUCAUAUGUGAUCAGUGGCGUCGGGUCAGGAGGUGAUUAUCACAAUGUCAAGGGUGGCCAUUGGUUAAUCGACUCCCCCAUCUCCACCCCCUCCUCGAUAUGGGAGCAGUACCGCAAGUCCCGAACAAGCUGGGGUAUCAAUGUCUUGGGAUCAUUCUUCAUCGAGAUUGAGGCUUCAGAUGGCACUGUCGGUUUUGCUACCGGUUUUGGAGGGCCGCCGGCUUGUUGGCUUGUCCACCAACACUUCGAGCGCUUCCUCAUCGGCGCCGACCCCCGCAACACGAACCUGCUCUUCGAACAGAUGUACCGGUCUUCUAUGUUCUACGGCCGCAAGGGUCUUCCAAUUGCCGUCAUCUCUGUGAUCGAUCUCGCCAUCUGGGAUCUGCUAGGCAAGCUGCGCAAUGAGCCCGUGUACAAGCUCAUCGGCGGUGCCACCAAGGAGCGCCUCAACUUCUACUGCACCGGCCCCGACCCCCCGGCUGCCAAGGCCAUGGGCUUCUGGGGAGCCAAGGUGCCCCUGCCGUAUUGCCCAGAAGAGGGCCACGAGGGUCUGAGGAAGAACGUUGAGUUUCUAAGAAAGCACCGGGAAUCCGUUGGCCCGGAUUUCCCCAUAAUGGUGGACUGCUAUAUGAGCUUGAACGUUUCUUAUAUUAUUGAGCUAGCCAAGGCAUGCUUGGACCUCAACAUCAACUGGUGGGAGGAGUGCCUGUCACCCGAUGACACCGACGGCUUCGCGCAGGUUAAGCGGGCGCAUCCCACCCUCAAGUUCACCACCGGUGAGCACGAAUACUCGCGAUACGGCUUCCGCAAGCUGAUCGAGGGCCGAAACCUCGAUAUUAUCCAGCCCGACGUAAUGUGGCUUGGUGGCUUGACCGAGCUGCUCAAGGUCAGCGCCAUGGCUGCCGCCUACGAUAUCCCCGUCGUCCCCCACGCCAGUGGCCCUUACAGCUACCACUUCGUCAUCAGCCAACCCAAUACUCCCUUCCAAGAGUACCUGGCUAACUCUCCCGACGGUAAGAGCGUGCUGCCUGUCUUUGGCGACCUCUUCCUUGACGAGCCCAUCCCCACUAAAGGAUACCUCACUACCGCCGACCUAGACAAGCCUGGCUUUGGUCUGACGCUCAACCCUGUGGCCAAGGCCAAGCUCAUUCCUGGUGAAUAUCUCCUCGCCCCGACGCCGGCUAAGCCCCUGAGCCUGCCAACCCCAGACAGCGAUGCCGAAAUAGCACAGAAGCAGACCCUAGAGGCGAAGGGAGAGACGAAGGACGCCCAACCCAAUGGCGAGACACAAACGAAUGGUGUUGUGGGUGAUCUAGUGGACAAGGUGAAGGAGCUUACGACCUCGGCAUAA
Molecule: messenger RNA, 1392 nt
Organism: Phaeoacremonium minimum UCRPA7
Lineage: Eukaryota; Fungi; Ascomycota; Sordariomycetes; Togniniales; Togniniaceae
Product: putative mandelate racemase muconate lactonizing enzyme domain-containing protein
Exons: 4
Coding region: 1-1392 (463 amino acids)
Biological process (GO): carbohydrate catabolic process
Molecular function (GO): magnesium ion binding; L-rhamnonate dehydratase activity
Source: RefSeq, a predicted model, not a curated record